AUGGAUAUCAGGGCAUUUCUGUCGUCAUCAAAAUCCUCUGAAUCAUCUCAAACAUCUACAACUUCCACUUCUAAGAGAGCAAUUGAUGAUUCUUCGACAUCUCAAUCUUCAUCGAAACGAAAGUUCGUACGGUCGUGGUUGAAAGACUUCACAUGGCUAACGUACGACUCAGAAGGAAACCGGAUGUUUUGCAAAUUUUGUAGAGACAAUCCAACUUGCAGUGACUCAUCCUCUACCUUCGUGUCUGGCAGUCAGAACUUUAAAAUAGAAUCUGUGAGAAGCCACGAAACUUCAACUGGUCAUACACGUUGUGUUGCGGCUGCUAAAGUUUCUGAGAAUCCACAGCUAGCUCCUUUACCACGCGCUCUGUUGUCAAUGUCAAAAGAAGUCUCUCAGAAGAUGGAAAGAUUGUUUGAUAUAGCUUAUUUUGUUGCAAAGAGGGAAAUGCCAUUUACAAGCUUUCCCCACCUGUGCAAACUUGAAAUGAAACACGGAGUUGAGCUUGGAAACACCUACAUUAAUGACAAAGCAUGCAAAACGUUUGUAACGGCUAUUGCAGGACAAUUAAAGCAUGAACUUUCAAGCAAGCUUCAGUCAUCAAAGUUCAUAAGUGUAAUGGCAGACAGUGCAUGUGAUGUUGGAGUACGUGAGGUAGAAGAUGUUUAUGCAUGUCAUUUGGUUAAAGGUGAGAUAGAAAAUUCAUUUGUGGGGCUGAAGGCUUGUGAAAACAGCAAAGCACCUGGAAUCAAAGCAGCUGUGGAAACUGCUAUGACAGAGGUGUGUAGGGAUUGGAAAGAGAAGACAGUGGCCCUGGGAGCAGAUGGAGCAAAUGUUAUGCUUGGAGAAAUAAGUGGUGUUUAUGGCUUGCUUAAACAAGAAAUUCCUCACAUUAUUAAGGUACACUGCGUUGCACAUAGGUUGGAACUUUCAUUUGCAGACACCUUGUCAGAUGUUCCAGUUCUUAAAGAUGUCAAAAAAAUGCUUCAAGGUAUUUGGAAGCACUAUCAUUAUUCUGCAAAGGCAGUCCGUGAGCUUGAAGAACUAGCUGAGAUUAUGAAAGUGCGAGCAUAUCAAUCAAAGCAGACGGCACAAGAUGCACUUUCCAAAGUGAGUCUUAGCUUCCAGGAGGAUGGAAUAACAAUCUCAAGAGUUCAAGAUAACUUAACUGCCCUUUUAGCAAAACUUGAAUCUUUCAAGGAAAGACCUGGUCAGCAACUAAACUCUUUCCUUACGGAAGUAGGGGAUGGCAACACAUUUAAGGGCAUAGAGCUUCAAAGGGAUGCAGACAGGCAGGCUAUUAAUCCUAUCCAGGCAUCUGUGGUGAAUGCUGCCAUGACAUUCAUCCAAGAGAGGUUUGAAGGGAUGGAAACAGAUCCAGUAUUGUCAGCAGCAGCUGUCUUGACAAACCACCGAGGUUGGCCAGUUACAGACAGGCAUCGGCUGCUCCUAUAUGGCAAAAAUGAAAUCCAGACACUACAUGGUCAUUUUCAGACUGCUUGCUGCGAGCGGGGGAACUCUUGCAUGAACAGAAUCAUGACUGACUGGAGGUCAACCUUGAAUGUUUCUACUAUUGACGAGUUGAUGAGAAUAGCUAUCAGUGGACCUUCUCAUGAGGACUAUACUGCAGUUCUUGCAGUUGGGCGCUGGCUGGAGGAGUCAGAACGGAGCAGACGGCCUACAUUGAUGGACUGA
This is a messenger RNA of Pocillopora verrucosa, 1692 nucleotides long. The record is from RefSeq and is a predicted model, not a curated record. NCBI's taxonomy places the organism in Eukaryota, Metazoa, Cnidaria, Anthozoa, Scleractinia, Pocilloporidae.